Molecule: messenger RNA, 4824 nt
Organism: Rhagoletis zephyria (snowberry fruit fly)
Lineage: Eukaryota; Metazoa; Arthropoda; Insecta; Diptera; Tephritidae
Gene: nompC
Product: no mechanoreceptor potential C
Biological process (GO): calcium ion transmembrane transport
Cellular component (GO): membrane
Molecular function (GO): protein binding; calcium channel activity
Source: RefSeq, a predicted model, not a curated record
GACAACUACAAUGCGUUACACAUAGCUUCCAUGUACUCGCGUGAGGAUGUUGUCAAGUUGUUGCUUAACAAACGCGGCGUGGAUCCCUACUCUACGGGUGGUUCUCGCACCCAAACUGCUGUACAUUUGGUCUCCAGUCGACAAACAGGAACGGCAACAAAUAUUUUGCGCGCUCUUUUAGCUGCAGCUGGAAAGGAAAUUCGCCUAAAAGUAGACGGGCGAGGUAAAAUACCACUGCUGCUUGCGGUAGAAUCCGGUAAUCAGUCUAUGGUUAGAGAGCUGCUGUCAGCUCAAACAUCGGACCAACUGAAGGCAACAACAGCUAAUGGAGACACGGCCAUGCAUUUGGCCGCCAGACGACGGGAUGUCGAUAUGGUUCGCAUCCUGGUCGAUUACGGCACCAAUGUCGACACCCAGAAUGGUGAGGGCCAGACACCGUUGCACAUAGCGGCCGCCGAAGGUGACGAGGCACUGCUGAAGUACUUCUAUGGCGUGCGCGCUUCCGCGUCCAUUGCGGACAAUCAAGAUCGUACACCAAUGCAUUUAGCAGCUGAGAAUGGCCAUGCGCACAUCAUUGAAAUUUUGGCGGACAAAUUCAAGGCGAGCAUCUUCGAACGCACAAAGGAUGGCAGCACGCUGAUGCAUAUCGCCUCGCUGAAUGGCCAUGCCGAGUGCGCGACGAUGCUCUUCAAGAAGGGCGUCUAUCUACACAUGCCAAAUAAGAAUGGCGCGCGCAGCAUUCACACCGCGGCCGCUUACGGCCACACCGGCAUCAUCAACACGCUGCUGCAGAAGGGCGAAAAAGUUGAUGUGACGACGAAUGAGAACUACACAGCACUCCAUAUUGCUGUGGAGUCUGCGAAGCCAGCCGUCGUCGAAACAUUGCUUGGCUUCGGCGCCGAUGUCCAUGUCCGUGGCGGUGCGAUGCACGAAACGCCGUUGCAUAUUGCCGCACGAGUUAAGGAUGGCGAUCGUUGUGCCUUAAUGCUCCUUAAGUCCGGAGCUAGUCCCAAUUUAACUACCGAUGAUGGCCUGACGCCGGUGCAUGUGGCCGCGCGUAACGGUAAUCUGGCAACGCUGACACAACUCCUCGAAGAUGGUGGCGAUCCGCUAUACAAAUCCAAUACCGGCGAAACGUCACUGCAUAUGGCCUGCCGUUCGUGUCACCCUGAAAUCGUACGACAUCUCAUCGAAAUGGUCAAGGAGAAACAUGGCCCCGACAAGGCUACCACCUACAUUAAUUCAGUUAACGACGAUGGCGCCACCGCACUACACUACACAUGCCAAAUCACCAAGGAGGAGGUCAAAAUUCCCGAGUCCGACAAGGAGAUUGUCCGCAUGCUGCUGGAGAAUGGCGCAGAUGUGACGCUGGCAACGAAAACUGUGCUGGAGACUGCUUUCCAUUACUGUGCUGUCGCUGGCAACAACGAUGUACUUAUGGAGAUGAUCGCGCACAUGAAUCCCACAGACAUACAAAAAGCCAUGAAUCGACAGACGUCGGUAGGCUGGACGCCGUUGCUUAUCGCCUGUCACCGCGGGCACAUGGAGCUGGUCAACAACCUUUUAGCGAAUCAUGCCAGAGUGGAUGUGUUCGACACAGAGGGCCGAUCCGCCCUGCAUUUGGCUGCCGAACGAGGGUAUCUGCACGUCUGCGACGCAUUACUCACCAACAAGGCGUUUAUCAAUUCGAAAUCGCGUGUCGGUCGCACGGCGCUACAUCUCGCUGCGAUGAAUGGCUUCACGCAUCUAGUGAAGUUUCUCAUCAAGGAUCACAAUGCUGUUAUCGAUAUAUUGACACUGCGCAAGCAAACGCCUCUCCAUCUAGCCGCCGCUAGUGGACAGAUGGAGGUAUGUCAGCUUCUGCUUGAGCUCGGAGCUAACAUAGACGCGACCGACGAUCUGGGUCAAAAGCCCAUACAUGUCGCCGCGCAGAACAACUACUCUGAAGUGGCCAAAUUGUUCCUGCAACAACAUCCGUCGCUGGUGAAUGCCACCAGCAAGGAUGGCAACACCUGCGCGCACAUCGCUGCCAUGCAGGGUUCGGUGAAAGUGAUCGAGGAGCUAAUGAAGUUCGAUCGUUCUGGCGUGAUAUCGGCUAGAAACAAAUUGACUGAUGCCACGCCGCUGCAGCUGGCGGCCGAGGGUGGACAUGCGGACGUGGUGAAGGCGUUGGUACGUGCGGGCGCCUCGUGUACAGACGAGAACAAAGCCGGCUUUACGGCCGUGCAUUUGGCGGCACAGAACGGGCAUGGCCAGGUAUUGGAUGCGUUGAAAAGUACCAACUCUUUGAGGAUAACCAGCAAGAAAUUGGGACUGACGCCGUUGCAUGUGGCAGCCUACUACGGACAGGCGGACACUGUGCGCGAGCUGUUGACGAGCGUGCCGGCAACGGUGAAAUCUGAGCCGCCGACAGGACAAAGUCUCUUCGGUGAACUGGGGGCAGAAUCCGGCAUGACACCAUUGCACUUGGCAGCAUUCUCGGGCAAUGAAAAUGUAGUUAGGUUACUACUAAAUUCUGCCGGCGUACAAGUGGAGGCGGCAACGACAGAAAACGGCUACAAUCCACUCCAUUUGGCUUGCUUCGGUGGUCACAUGUCAGUGGUUGGCUUGCUUCUGAGUCGCUCAGCAGAACUGCUCCAAUCGACGGAUCGUCAUGGCAGGACUGGUCUACAUAUCGCCGCCAUGCACGGCCACAUACAGAUGGUGGAGAUUCUGUUGGGUCAAGGCGCAGAAAUAAAUGCCACCGACAAAAACGGUUGGACGCCACUGCAUUGUGCUGCCAAAGCCGGCCACUUGGAAGUUGUGAAGUUACUAUGCGAGGCCGGCGCUUCGCCCAAGUCGGAGACGAACUACGGUUGCGCGGCGAUAUGGUUCGCCGCCUCCGAAGGCCACAAUGAUGUGCUGCGGUAUCUGAUGAAUAAAGAGCACGAUACGUAUAGCCUGAUGGAGGACAAGCGCUUCGUGUACAAUUUGAUGGUGGUCUCAAAGAAUCACAACAACAAGCCGAUACAAGAGUUUGUGCUUGUGUCGCCGGCGCCUGUGGAUACCGCAGCCAAAUUGUCAAAUAUCUAUAUAAACUUGUCGACAAAGGAAAAAGAACGCGCCAAAGAUCUAGUAGCCGCUGGCAAACAAUGUGAAGCUAUGGCCACGGAGCUGCUAGCCCUUGCCGCAGGCUCUGAUUCGGCAGGAAAAAUACUGCAAGCCACCGAUCGUAGAAAUGUCGAGUUCCUAGAUGUGCUAAUUGAAAAUGAACAAAAGGAAGUUAUUGCACACACUGUAGUGCAGCGCUAUCUGCAAGAACUCUGGCGCGGCUCACUCACCUGGGCUUCCUGGAAAAUACUGCUACUCUUAGUCGCAUUCAUUGUGUGCCCACCCGUCUGGAUCGGCUUCACUUUCCCGAUGGGCCAUAAAUUCAACAAAGUGCCUAUUAUCAAAUUCAUGUCCUAUCUCACCUCGCACAUCUAUCUGAUGAUCCAUCUGAGCAUAGUCGGCAUAACGCCCAUCUAUCCUGUGCUGCGGCUAAGUUUGGUCCCCUACUGGUACGAAAUUGGGCUGCUCAUUUGGUUGAGUGGUUUACUUUUGUUCGAGCUGACAAAUCCAUCUGAUAAAUCUGGAUUGGGAUCGAUAAAACUGUUGGUGCUGCUGCUGGGCAUGGCCGGUGUGGGCGUGCAUGUGGCCGCGUUCGUCUUCGUCUCCAAAUUAUACUGGCCGACACUGAUCUAUUGCCGCAAUCAGUGUUUCGCAUUGGCAUUUCUGCUAGCCUGCGUGCAAAUAUUGGACUUUCUCUCGUUCCAUCACCUCUUCGGACCAUGGGCUAUCAUCAUCGGCGAUUUGCUGAAGGAUUUGGCACGCUUCUUGGCAGUACUGGCGAUUUUCGUGUUUGGCUUCUCAAUGCAUAUUGUAGCGCUGAAUCAGUCGUUUGCGAACUUUAAGCCGGAGGAUUUGCGGGGGUUCGAAAAACGCAACCGCAAUCGCGGAUACUUCAGCGAUGAUGAUAUGCCAACACCACGACCUCCUCCCAGCUCAGCUGAGCGGUAUAUCGAUAGUCGAAGUUUAUCUAGCGAAUUUCGACGCAAACAUAAAGAUGAUCGACCCAUGACGCCAUUUUUGGCGUUCGAGCGUCUCUUCUUCGCCGUAUUUGGACAGACAACGACCGUCGACAUCAAUCCAAUGCGCCACCUGCGCCCCGAAUGGACCGAGGUUCUGUUCAAGUUCGUAUUUGGCAUCUAUUUGCUUGUGUCUGUGGUUGUUCUCAUUAAUUUGCUCAUUGCUAUGAUGUCGGAUACUUAUCAACGCAUACAGGCUCAAUCCGAUAUUGAAUGGAAAUUUGGCCUAUCCAAGCUUAUACGCAAUAUGCAUCGCACAACAACAGCGCCCUCGCCGCUUAAUUUAGUUACCACAUGGUUUAUAUGGAUCGUCGAGAAGGUCAAGGCGCGCAUGAAGAAAAAGAAGCGUCCAAGUCUGGUACAGAUGAUGGGAAUACGUCAGGCCAGCCCGCGCACAAAGGCUGGCGCCAAAUGGCUCUCGAAGAUCAAGAAAGACUCUGUGGCUCUAUCCGUUGUACAUCUAUCGCCACUUGGAUCGCAGACCAGUUUUACCGCUGCCAAUCAGAAUCGCAUCGAGAAUGUAGCUGACUGGGAAGCGAUCGCCAAGAAGUAUCGCGCGCUUGUCGGCGACGAGGAGGGUGGUUCCAUCAAGGAUUCGGAGGCAGAGAGCGGCUCUGUCGAGGGUAGCGGUGGCGGUACGGGUGCGCCACCGCCGCCGGCACAGGUGGGCAAUAAUGUUGCAGCCGCACAACCACAAGAGCUAUUGCCGCACGUGUAG